Messenger RNA from Erythranthe guttata (spotted monkey flower), 1698 nucleotides. Its product is annotated as DNA-directed RNA polymerase subunit beta (DUF616). The record is from RefSeq and is a predicted model, not a curated record. NCBI's taxonomy places the organism in Eukaryota, Viridiplantae, Streptophyta, Magnoliopsida, Lamiales, Phrymaceae.
CUUUUCUAUUAAAACGAGUAACACGAUUUCUUCAAUUUCACGAAUCCUUUUCAAAUGCGGCAAAUUUUUUACUUUGGAUUAAUUCUUACUAUAUUCCGAAAGCAAAGGACUGAGUAAUCAAUGGCGUCGUCAGUGUUGAACAGCAGCAUCUCAAUCUCCGUCUCCGACGACGACGAUGAAGAUCCCUCAACCCGUAUGCGGGUUCCGAUCCGCCGUAAGCGCAAGAAACCCGGUCCAAGGGGCAGGCCGGACUUCACCCGAAAAAUCCUCACUAAACUCUUCAAGUGGUGGCCGGCCCUCCUCCUCCUCUUCGCCACCGCCCUCCUAGUUUACGAGGCUUUCAAAAUCGGCGGCGCCGAUAGUCGGAGUCCGCCGCGAGCUAAGAAAUCCGAAAAUGUAGCUGCUCAGAUUAGCGAUACUAAACCCCAAGGGAACUUGAACAAGCUCGAUCCCACCACCCGCGUUGUUGGCGGCGUUAGAGAGCGGUGUUUGAAGCUCCUACCUCCAGAGAAACUUCAGAUUUUGAAAAUUCCCAAUGAUAAAGACUCCAACAGUCCGAUAAAAGAGCUGGUUUAUGCAAGGGCGACUGAUAGAGUCAGUGAAGAGCGGAACUUCAACUUAUCCACAGUAUAUUUGGAGGGUACAAGAUUUAAUUUAUUCACAGGAAACCAAACUCUCGAGCAGAGAGAACACUCUUUUAAGGUGACUGAAAGAACUGAGGUCCACUGUGGCUUCUAUAGUGAAGGAGGAGGUUUUAGGGUUUCUGAUGAAGACAAAAGCUACAUGAAUACUUGCAAAGUUGUAGUCUCUACGUGCGCGUUUGGUGGUGGUGACGAUCUUUAUCAACCUAUAGGAAUGUUUGAAACCUCACUUCAGAAGGUUUGCUAUGUGGCGUUCUGGGAUGAAAUUACACUUGCAACACAGGAAGCGCAGGGGAACAAGGUUGAUGAAAGCCGUUUUAUUGGGAAAUGGCGUAUUUUAGUAGUAAGGGAUUUGCCUUUCAGAGACCAAAGAUUGAACGGUAAAAUACCAAAGAUGCUUGCCCAUCGUCUUUUCCCAAAUUCUAGAUACUCCAUUUGGGUGGACUCGAAGUCCCAGUUCAGGAGGGACCCACUCGGUGUGUUGGAGGCCUUACUUUGGCGUUCAAAUCACGAACUUGCAAUUUCAGAACACGGGGCCCGCAGUAGCGUGUACGACGAGGCAAAGGCUGUAGUGAAGAAAAAUAAAGCCACUCCAGAAGAAGUCGAGGUUCAGUUGACACAGUACCGCCAAGACGGGCUUCCAGAGGAUAAGAGGUUUAAAGGAAAGAAAGCACUAGCCGAGGCUUCGAUAAUCGUGAGGAAGCAUACUCCAUUGACGAAUUUGUUCACGUGCAUUUGGUUCAAUGAGGUGGUUCGUUUCACUUCUCGAGAUCAACUGAGCUUUCCUUAUGUACUGUGGCGGCUCAAAGAGUUUAAGAGAAUCAAUAUGUUCCCCGUGUGCACCAGAAAGGAUCUCGUCAAUAGUAUGGGUCAUAUACGCAAGGCGAAGCCUCUCACAAAUUGAUUCCUUAAGGUCUUUUCCCAGGAGUUAGGUAUAAUUCUUUUUUUUUUUUCAUUUAUCCGAUUGAGUUUCAUAUUCGAGAGCAAAUCUAUCCUGAUUCUUGAAAAGGGUUAAAUUUAUGAUAUUGGUUCUUACACAUAGGAGUAUUGUUUGUUA